Messenger RNA from Scophthalmus maximus (turbot), 3426 nucleotides. RefSeq names its product VPS11 core subunit of CORVET and HOPS complexes (gene vps11). The record is from RefSeq and is a predicted model, not a curated record. The transcript has 16 exons. The coding region runs from base 33 to 2810 and encodes 925 amino acids. Gene Ontology annotation, biological process: vesicle-mediated transport; intracellular protein transport; organelle fusion. Gene Ontology annotation, molecular function: protein binding; protein-macromolecule adaptor activity. Gene Ontology annotation, cellular component: endosome; HOPS complex. NCBI's taxonomy places the organism in Eukaryota, Metazoa, Chordata, Actinopteri, Pleuronectiformes, Scophthalmidae.
ACGCCCUGUUCUCGCUCAGCUAGCUAAACAAAAUGGCCGCCUUCCUGCAGUGGAGGAAAUUCGUCUUCUUCGACAAAGACACGGUGAAGGACCCGGCGGACAAUGGGAAGAACGUCGUGCUCCCGAGCGGCGUCUCGGCCUGCGACUCGGGCCGCGGCCACAUCGUCCUCGGAGAUAUGGAUGGUAAGAUCUGGCUCAUGACGCGCUCCCUGCAGCUGACGUGUUUUCAGGCCUACAAGCUGCGGGUGACCCACCUCUACCAGCUGAAGCAGCACAGCAUCCUCGUGUCAGUGGGGCAGGAUGAACAAGGAAUAAACCCUCUGGUAAAGGUCUGGAACCUGGACAAGAGAGACAGUGGAAAUCCUCUCUGCACAAGGAUUUUUCCUGCAAUUCCUGGCAACAAACCGACCGAAGUGUCUUGCCUCAGCGUACACGAGAACCUCAACUUCAUGGCCAUUGGCUUCACAGACGGCAGUGUGGUUUUGACCAAAGGUGACAUCACCAGGGAUCGCCACAGUAAAACGCUGACUCUCCAUGAGGGCAGCAGCCCAAUCACUGGCCUCGCCUUCCGCCAAGUGGCAAAGGUCACACAUCUGUUUGUCGCCACUCUGGAGAAGGUCCACUGCUACACCCUGUCCAUCAAGGAGUAUCCUAAAGUAGAGCUGGACACACACGGCUGUGCACUGUGCUGCUCCUCACUGGCAGACCCCUCCCAGGAUUCCCAGUUCAUUGUGGCCGGUGAUGAAUGCGUGUACCUGUAUCAGCCUGACGAGCGAGGGCCCUGCUUCGCCUUCGACGGACACAAGCUGCUCGCCCACUGGCACCGUGGAUAUCUGUUUCUACUCAUCAGGGACGCAAAGUCGCCAAAGACAGGGUUUGGUAGCAGGGAAAGCUCUCCGUCCGACAAACAGCUUCUGACCAUCUACGACCUUGACAACAAGUUCAUCGCCUACAGUGCCUCUUUUGAUGAUGUCAUUGACAUCGUGGCAGAGUGGGGCUCCUUCUACAUCCUCACCAGAGAUGGGAAAAUGUUUGUCCUUCAGGAGAAAGACACGCAGACAAAACUGGAGAUGCUGUUUAAAAAGAACCUGUUUGUGAUGGCCAUCAACCUGGCUAAGAGCCAGCACCUCGACAGUGAUGGGCUGUCGGAGAUCUUCAGGCAGUACGGUGACCACCUCUACCUGAAAGGAGACCACGACGGUGCCAUCCAGCAGUACAUUCGCACCAUUGGGAAACUGGAACCAUCGUACGUCAUCAGGAAGUUCCUGGACGCACAGAGGAUCCACAACCUGACCGCAUAUCUGCAGGCACUGCACAGGCAGUCACUGGCCAAUGCAGACCACACCACACUGCUGCUGAACUGCUACACCAAGCUGAAGGACAGCUCCAAGCUGGAAGAGUUCAUCAAGAGUAGUGAAAGUGAGGUCCACUUUGAUGUGGAGAUCGCCAUCAAGGUUCUCAGGCAAGCGGCCUACCACAGACACGCCGUGUUCUUGGCCGAGAAGCACAUGCACCAUGAAUGGUACCUGAAGAUCCAGCUCGAAGACCUCAAGAACUACCAUGAAGGCCUGCGUUACAUCGGACGACUGCCUUUUGAACAAGCUGAGAGCACCAUGAAGCAUUACGGCAAGACUCUGAUGCACCAUGUCCCUGAAGGCACCACGCUGCUCCUGAAGGGCCUGUGCACCAACUACCGACCCAGCGGAGACGGUGGUGAAAAAGACAGCCCAGAGAGGAGUCGGGUCAAUAAGGCCAACUCCGAGGAAUUCAUCCCAAUUUUUGCCAACAACCCUCGAGAGCUGAAAGCCUUCCUGGAGCAUAUGAUCGAGGUGGACCCCCGCUCUCCCCAGGGUGUGUACGACACACUGCUGGAGCUGCGGCUGCAGGACUGGGCACAUGAGCAGGACCCAGAGAGAAAGAAGGUGCUGCAGGGGGAAGCGGUGUCACUGCUGAGGAGCGACAACACGGUGUUCGACAAGGCCCUGGUCCUCUGCCAGAUGCACAACUUCAAGGAGGGCGUCCUGUACCUCUACGAGAAGGGCAAACUGUACCAGCAGAUCAUGCACUACCACAUGCAGAAUGAGGAGUAUGGAAAAGUGGUGGAGGCCUGCAAGCGGUACGGGGACCAGGAGGGCUGCCUCUGGGAGCAGGCACUGGGAUACUUCGCCAGAAAAGAAGAGGACUGCAAGGCCUACAUCAGCGAGGUCCUCCACCAUAUUGACCAGAACAACCUGAUGCCUCCGUUACUCGUGGUGCAGACACUGGCACACAACUCGACGGCCACGCUCUCCGUCAUCAAGGACUACCUCAUCAACAAGCUGCAGAGGGAGAGUCAGCAGAUAGAGGACGACGAACGCAAAAUCAGCCAGUACCGCGAGGAAACGUCUCACCUACGCGCUGAGAUCCAGGAGCUGAAAACAAGUGCCAAGAUAUUCCAGAAGACCAAGUGCAACAUGUGCAACAGUCCCCUGGAGCUGCCGUCCGUUCACUUCCUGUGCAGCCACUCCUUCCACCAGCACUGCUUCGAAAGCUACGCGGAGAGCGAGGCCGAAUGCCCGACGUGCACUCCGGAGAACCGCAAGGUCAUGGACAUGCUGCGUGCACAGGACCAGAAACGAGACCUGCACGACCACUUCAGCAGACAGCUACGAAGCUCUAACGAUGGUUUCUCGGUGGUGGCCGACUACUUUGGCCGAGGGGUGUUUAACAAACUGACAUUGGUCACCGACCUGCCUGGCAACAAAACAGUCGGGAAUCUAGAGGUGAACCUGCAGAGAGACCUGCUCAUCCACACCAAGAGGACCUGCUAGAAAACCUCUGCCUGUGAUUCCAUCUUCCACCAUGUGCUUUGCUGCGUACGACGCCACUUUAUUCAGCAGCGGAUGCAUUUGCCUGCUUGUCGUAGCUGUUGUGCACCUAUUAGCAUAAUUGUGUUGGUCGUCUGCGUCAUGGUCCACUGGAGACUGUACUUCAAUGUGUAAAUGUAGGGCUGCAACUAACGAUCAUUCUCUUAAUCAAUUAAUCUGUCGAUAUUGUUUUCCAAAACCCCAAGACAAUGUUUUGUUUUGUCCACACACCAAAGAUAUUCAGUUUACUGUCACAGAGGAGCACAGAAACCAGAAAAUAUUCACAAUUAAGAAGCUGAAAUCAGUGAAUUUAGACUUUUUUUUAGUAAUCGAUUACUAAUCGAUAAACUGUUGCAGCUCUAUGUAGAUGUACUCUAAUUUAAAUCAUGUAUCACUGGGAACUUAAAACAUCGCUGAAUCACAACUUGUAGAAUUCUCCUUCUGAGAGUUUGCAUGUAGUCAUGUGAUCUUACACAUAACCCUCGAAAAUAGUCGAACCCUCUGCCAUUAAUAAAUUUAUGUGAUGGCUUGCACUCUAACUUAAAGAUUAAAACAUUAAAUGAAGUCAUUAUCAGGUGAA